UGCUCCCGGUCGCCGCUAGAGCUCUUGCCGACGAGAUAUCAGAUGGCCCUGCACUGUGGAUGCUCAGCCGAGGCAAGGACGCUCAGCUGAGGCAAGGAUGCUCGGGGUGGCUGCGUCGAUAUGUACCUGCCAUAGACCGUGCCGCAUGGCAAAGCUUAAAGCGUGCAUGGAGGGACAUCAAGGAUAGCCCGAUUCGGAACCAGACCUGGACGCAAGGGUUCGAUACAUGGAGAAAAAUCGGCGUCGAAAUAAGCUGGCGGGUGUCCGCGUAGGCAAGUAGCACAAUGGGUAUCCAUGGACUCCUGCCGCUGCUCAAGGACAUUCAGACGCACAGGCACAUAGCCGACUACAAAGGUCUGACCCUCGGCAUCGACUCGUACGUCUGGCUUCACAAGGGUGCUUACGGUUGUGCAAAGGAGCUCGUAUUGGGCGAGAAGACGGACAAGUAUAUCAAAUAUGCGAUCGCACGUCUGCGCAUGCUCCAGCAUUACGGCAUCAAACCUUACGUCGUCUUUGACGGUGACCGCCUGCCUAGCAAAGCAGGGACGGAAGAGGAAAGAGAAACACGACGCAAUGAGAACCUCGCAAAGGCACUUAAUGCUCACAAGGCAGGGCAUGCCGGUGCGCAUGAUCUCUUCGCCAAAUGCGUCGACAUUACGCCUCAGAUGGCCUUUCAGCUGAUCAAGUUCCUGCGGAAAGAAGGCAUCCCUUACAUUGUGGCUCCGUAUGAAGCAGAUGCCCAGCUCGCCUACCUCGAAAAAGAAGGCAUUAUCGAAGGGAUCAUCACGGAGGACUCGGACCUGCUAGUCUUUGGCUGCCAGCGCGUGUUAUUCAAGCUCGAUGUGGAUGGGACCGUCGUCGAGAUCCUGCAGUCGCGCUUUGCGUCGAACAAGACCGUCGCGCUCGCUGGCUGGUCCAUCAGUGAGUUCCGGCAGAUGGCCAUCUUGUCCGGCUGCGACUACCUUCCGUCGAUCGCUGGGCUGGGCCUGAAGAACGCGCACCGCCUCCUGCGCAAAUACAAGACGCCUGACCGCGUCGUGCAGCAGGUACGCUUCGAGGGAAAGCUCGGCGCCGUCCCUACCGACUACCUGCAGCAGUUCCGCCGUGCCGAGCUGACGUUUGUGCACCAGCGCGUGUGGGACCCGCGCGCCAGGCGCAUCACCAUGCUGCACCCCGUACCGCCGCGCGCGCUCAAUGAGGCGGCCCAAAUUAAUUUUAUCGGUCCGGUCAUCGAUGACGAGCAAGGCGCCCUGAUUGCCGCGGGCGACUUGUGCCCCAUCACUCGCCAACCCAUGGUUGAUAUUUAUCCGGAAUGCAGUCGCAGCAAGAAUCCAGCAAUCGCUGCGGCGAGCGGAAAUGGCUCCGACUCAAACGGCAGCUUCUAUGCGUUCAAGAAGAAGGAAAAGGCGCUCCCUCAGAUCUCAGGGCAACAGUCGAUCGCAAGCUUCUUUGGCGGCGGUGGCAACAGCAGCAGCAAGGGGAAAGAAAAACAGAAUGGGCAGGAGGAACAUUCAGCAGAGUCUGCGUCGACGUUGCUGAAGCGCGAGGCGAUCAAAGCAGUGCAGGUACAGCGCACGGAGCUGGACGCAGUUGCAGACAUGAUGGCUACGAAAAAGAGUAAAUUCUUUACACCUGCUGCCGGCAGCCGCAGCUGCAGUGGACAUGGGCGCAAGCGGCAGCCCGAGAACGCAGAGGGCAGGAAGAUUGCAGCGGACGAGAAAGGCGGCGAGAAGGAUCUCGGCAAUGCCAACUUUGAUGAUUUCGACUACUGGGACCAUCAUCAUGCAUGGAAAGCACAAGCUGGCACACUCCACAAGCGCUCUAGCCCCGACAAACCGCACGCGAUCGAGUCGUCCCCUGCCCCUACGGCUUCCAUCCACCUUGGGAGCAUGAGUAUGGCAAGUGUCAACUGCGACGACGGUAAUGGGGACGAGGACGUCGCCUUCUUCACGCAUGCACACGCGCGCAGGCACUCAGACGUCGGCAGCGAUGCGGCAGUGACGCCCUCAUCAUUCAGGACGCGAGCGUUCAGCUCGGAAGGGCUGAUCUCCUCGCCUGCCGCGUCGCCAGCGAAAGACAAGCACCAUGAUAGAGGAGACAGCGUCGCAUCGGCCCACGGUGCGACCGCCUCUCCAGGCUUUGCCUUGAGCGACGAGGAGGACGGUGGCAGCAGCAGCAGCAUCGCGUCGCCCACUGCGUCGAUGCGCGCUGUGCACAGCAGGUCGAACUCGAGUGCCUUGCCCUUCAGAUGCGAUGCGCCAGUGUCAGAUCAUCGCGACACAGAGCGCAAGGCGGCCGCGUCGUCAGAGUUGGCUUCGCAUUCGCACAUGUCGCUGAUGCAAGUUUCCUCCCCGCCGCCACUGGAGAACGCGGCGCACAGGCACGAAAACGAGAACAGGAAGGACAAAGGCAUGGCAGCGGACGAAGUGGACGGUACACCGAGCCCUGCGCGAUUGAGCAAAUACAUUGCAGGCAGCAUCUUUGCGCGCUUUGCGCAUCAGCCGACGCCGCACGCGCGUCCCAGCGUUGGCGGCGUCGGGUUCGCGCAAAGCGUCAGCGCGCCAACCAUCCUGCAGGGUGCUCAACGAACGGCGGCGCCGGCGAGCAAGCGGCGCCGGCUCGAUGUGCCAAGUCCAGAUGGGGCUGGCGUGUGGUGCGCGAAGCAAAUCACACGCGAGGGUGAGGACGAGGACAUCUUUGCCAAUCUCGAAGCCGAGGGGAGCGCAGGCGUUAUGAUGGCGCACGCCGGCAUGGGCACCAUAACCUCGGGGCCAUCACAACUAGCGGCAGGUGGCGGUGGUGGGAAACGCGGCAAGCUUACGCGGCGUAGUCUUUCUUCGCGAAGUGCAGCGGAAAGCGGCAGGGCAGCUGCGGGCGAGAUGAGCGCGUCGUCCAUCCUGGCCAAGUUUCGAAAUCCCAGCAUGUGAUGAUAAGGGGGGGAGAGGUCAGGAUGCGUAUCGCGUUCAUGCAUGCGCAGCUGCCAGACUUACUAGCAGCGAGCUCAUAGUGGUGGGGAGGUAAUGCAUACACAGCACUCUGCACAGGUACUCGUCGGUUACAACGCAUUCUGUAUCAUACAUGCUUUUGUUCGUUCGGUAGUCAACGGCAUGCGGCAUCCCCAUGCGCAGCAUUGUCGAUCCUAUCCCCGGCGCCAUCGACAACCGCUCGUCGGAUGGGGGCUCUCAUCAGCGCGUCAGCAGCCGGCACAUUGUGUACUCAUGCAUGAGUCUCUGGAUGCGCCCGGCGCUGGGCUCGCCGUAGCAAACGUCUGGAGCCUGUUUCCCCGGAAUGGUGCAUGUCAAGU
Tilletiaria anomala UBC 951 is the source of this 3304-nucleotide messenger RNA. RefSeq lists its product as uncharacterized. Gene Ontology annotation, biological process: DNA double-strand break processing; mismatch repair; DNA recombination. Bases 285 to 2927 code for a protein of 880 amino acids. The record is from RefSeq and is a predicted model, not a curated record. Gene Ontology annotation, molecular function: DNA binding; 5'-3' DNA exonuclease activity; 5'-flap endonuclease activity. Gene Ontology annotation, cellular component: nucleus. The transcript is spliced from 5 exons. Lineage: Eukaryota; Fungi; Basidiomycota; Exobasidiomycetes; Georgefischeriales; Tilletiariaceae.